AUGUUAUUUGCGGCAGGGGCUGAUGCCCCGACCACGCAACCCGCUCAGUCAAAAUCAAUUGCGAUGAAUAUCAAACUGACAACGUCGUUUGUUGUUGGUAAUAGUGAUGAUGGAGGUGGUAGUGGUAGUAGCGGUGGUAGCAUUGCUGAGGCUGUUGGUGGUGAUGCUGCUGCCAUUUGUGCUGUUGCUGCCGCUGCUGGUGGCAAGGAGUGA
Enterobius vermicularis (human pinworm) is the source of this 213-nucleotide messenger RNA. The record is from the annotation of a GenBank genome assembly. NCBI's taxonomy places the organism in Eukaryota, Metazoa, Nematoda, Chromadorea, Rhabditida, Oxyuridae.